UGCUCAUGCUGCUGAAUGACAUCGUUUCAUUCUUUCAAGUAAAUUCAAGCUGUAACCAUCUCAUCGAUGAUCUAACAGCCGGUGGUUUUGUGCAGUAGUUUUCUCCAUCAAUCCAUGCACAAAUGACCUUGUCAAGCCUUGCUGCGGUCAUAUGCAUGUUGCAACACAGAUGUGGUUAGCCAAGUUGUAAGAAGACCACGCUACAGAAUUUAUUGGUCUGUGGUCCCCCAUUGCUGCAGAUACUAACAAGAUUGACAGCAUUAAUAUGGAAGAUGUGACGGUGACCAUCAAGCAGGAGCCCGAGGAUGACUAUUACUCUGGUCAGUGUGGGCAGUAUGAAGAUAAUGACCAAGUAUCCACACCACUCAGUGACCACACCCCAGCACACAGUGGCCCCUCCUUGAUCCUGUCGUUGGCCCCCAGUAGCAGUAAGGUGGUGCGACCCCCCUCAGACCUGCCCUAUACCUGCCACACCUGUAGGUUUGAGACCUCGGAGCCAGAUGUGCACCAGAACCAUGCCAACUUGCACAUUCACCCACAGCCAGUGUGCGACAUCUGUAUGCUGGAGCUAGAGGACUUUGACUGCUUGCAGACACACCGGCUGCUGCACUUUAACUCUUCCCUGGUCUGUUAUGCCUGUGAUGUCACAUUUGUGGCCAGCACACCCAACCCAGAGCAGAGCGUGGCUUACCAGGGCCUGCUCCACCUCUCCUCCAUACACGGAGAAAAAAAUCUGAGUAGUGAGUGCCAUGUGGUCAUGUACUGCCCAGUAUGCCAGCAGAGGUUUUCAGACAGCAAGGCUUUCAUCUACCACAUGUGUAUGCAUGCUGUGGCUGAAGUCAAUAAUUACUUCUGUAAAUUCUGUGGGUUACAGUUCAUUGGUAGGCGAGCUCUGCAGGCUCACUUCAGUGGCCCACGUCACAUGGAGAUGAAGAAAAAGCUGGCAGAUGUGUUUGUGUGCGCAGAAUGUCGCGUCAUCUUUCCAAACCGUGACAGCUAUGCCAUGCACCAGUUACAGCGGGCGCAGGAAGAGUCGUGUGUAGGCAGCAGAAAGGCCCCCACCUCCAUAUGCUGCCCUAUAUGUGAGCCUACCCCUGUUCUGCUGAAAACUGUGCAGGAGUUUGAGGCACAUUUACAAAACAAACAUGUGCCUCCUGCACCUGCUGUAGACACAGGAAAGAGAGGGGGUCAACCAAUGAUCUGUAAGACUUGUGGAGAAAAAUUGAAGGACUUGGACGCCCUUAUGUUACAUAUGUUUGAGCACAAGGCACCAAACAGCCAACCUGGCCAGAAGGGCAAAGAACCAGAGGCAGUUGAGGAAAAGAUUUCAACUGCCCAGUCCACCUCGCUGACCAUUCCAGUCACCACAGCCAGCCAGGGUGAGGUAGACCAGCAGGUGCCCCUGUUGCUGAGACUGCAGGAUGAGCUGUACUGUAAGUUUUGUGCUGGGAGGUUUGAUUGCAAGGAUUCCCUGGCCAUGCAUGUGAUGACAGACCACUCUGAGGACAUGUACUCUGGUGACAUCAAGUCCAGCCCCAGGUCCUCCUCCUCUUCCUCCAGCAUCAGUUACUUGGCUGGAGGGAGCUCAGCAGGCUACAAUAGUUUGACCAAGAUGAAUGAUGAGUUCGCUGCCCCAGGGACAGUGUCACAACAGCGUGCAGACAUGCAUCGAGGCAACAUGCAGGUGUGUGGGCAGUGUGGCAUGAUUUUCACCUCCUUGGACGCACUUGCAAUGCACAUGAUGACACAUGCACACCACGACAUGGAGGAUGUGGAGAAGGAGAGACGCCAGCGAGGCGAGGGUCACAGUCUGUGGAAUAGCAAAGAGCCCAUGCAACCACAGGUGAAGAGGCUCAGGGCUGCCUCUGCUAGCAUUGCUGGGGAUGCUUUACCACUGCAUAUAAAGAGGACCAGGCCAGCAUCUGCCAGUAUGGUGGAAGACAUGUCAGUAGGAGCGAGCCUGCGUAAAGUGUCAUCCCCACACAAGGCAGUGCCCCCAAAAUGCCCUGCUUCCUUGCAGAGCCAUCCUGCUUUUUCGGAACCGGUGAAUUUUGCACAUCACAGCAGGGCUCUCAGCCUGGUGCCCUCGGCCAGCAACAAGUCUGCUCAUACGUAUGAAAAAAGCCACACCCCUUCCUCCGUCCAUGUUCCAGCAACCAGAUCAGCCAGGUCAGACUGCUCUACACCACUGUCCGAGACAGCGCAGAUGAACCCAGACACCACGCAUGGUGAGGCUAGUCCCAGCACCAGUGGGGAAACCUCCAGUAUUGUAGACUUUGUGUUGGAGAAUCGGGAGUCUUUGAAAAUGUGCAGACACUGCAAGAUUGUGUUUGCAGAGAAAACUCUAUACUAUUUGCAUAUGGGUUUGCACAACUUGAACAAUGCAUGGCAGUGCAAUUUGUGUGGGCGUAUUUGUAGAGAUGCAAGGGAAUUCUCAGCUCAUGUUAUUCAUUUCUAGUCUUGAUAACAGCCAUUUGUUA
Molecule: messenger RNA, 2480 nt
Organism: Lingula anatina
Lineage: Eukaryota; Metazoa; Brachiopoda; Lingulata; Lingulida; Lingulidae
Source: RefSeq, a predicted model, not a curated record